CAGACGAAGCGUUCGUGGAUUCUAAAUUGUAUGUGUGCUGUUUUGUUGUUAAUAUUUUGAAAAUUAGUGUGUAUUUAAGUUACGGAUUAGGUUUUACAAUGGCUCUUAACAAUCCUAAACCGGCCAGUAACAGGAAAUCGAAAAGUCCAAAGGCGGAGAGUGUGUUUCCGGACGAUAAAACCAUCGCCAAUCGUUAUAUUACGUGGAAAAACUUGUUAGAUAAAUAUAACAAACAAUUCGAGAACGAUGAGGACGGUCUGACGCUCGACGAUGCGGUUGACUUGUAUGGGGAAGCGGAUAAAGAAACUGAUGACCAGCAGCAAACUGUCGAAGAAGCGAUCGAAAGCAGCGAUGAUGAUGAUGAUGCGUCGGACAAGGAGAAUGAACAGUCGGGCAGUUACGCCGCGUUAAAGGACCAGUUGCAGGUCGCCCUGAAGCAACGGACCGCCGAGUGGAAGUGCAACGGGAUGGAGCAGAUUUUUAAUAGCAAUUUUUCCCUCAGCGUUGACCACGUACAGCGGUGGCUGCAGCAAGGGUGUCAGCCCGGCACGGGCAAGCAGAUAACGCAGGAGCGGGAAACACGCUUCACGGAGUACGAUGGAAGCGCCCAGAUGGACGUGACCCACAAGGAGAACGUCUCGAUACUGAACGAGACGGCAAAGCAACAGUAUGAAACGGAAAACCGUUCCAGCUGCGUGUACUCGGACAGCAAUCGCAGCAAGCGGGUCAUUGUGCACCAGGUAGAGAAGACGAUCAUUUCCUCCUACCUGACGAUCGAACCGGAAGGUGGCAAUGGGCCACCGGGCACAGUGUCUAGGUUGGAUUUGAACAGUCUGGUCGAAAGCAUACCGAACAUUAUGCCAUUCAAAAUGCCCGCGCAACUGUCGAAACCAUCGGCAAGGGACAGGAUAAUGAUGCUUGCAAAAAAAGGCAGCAGUAGUAAGGGUGUCAACAUCGACGCGCUUAAAAAGACAAAUCUGGGCAGCGUGCUGAAAAGUGCGUUGAAAUCGGUGCCCAAAACGCGCGUCACCGAUGAUGUGAAGAAUAGGAGCAAAAGUGGCAAUCAGCAGCAGAAACAGCAGCACCGAGUUCAAUUUAAGCCAACGAAAAAGGUAAAGUGUGGUCGAACUAUCCUUGACUCCUCGGAGUCAUCCGGCAGCGAAUCGUCUGCAUCAACGACGGAGAGCAAAACCCGUACGUCUACGCCUUAUGCCCGGAAACACACCGUAUCGGAUCACGUGAAAAAUACAUUAAAACAGAUGGAAAAUAGCAAAACAAAAGCGAAAGCUGCUGAUAAACAACUGCCCGCUACAAAAGUUACAGCAAAUUUCACCAAACGAAACGUUUCAUCCGCGUCAUCUUUGUCCUCCACGUCCUCCACGCUUGAUAGUGAUGAUUCUGAGCUAGCUAAACCACUAAUUCCACCUGCAAAACAGACCGGCAACCACCACCAAACACCUGUUACAAACGCGAAGAAAGCUCCCGCACCCAAACCAUCCACCGAAAAUGGUCAAAACCCCACACCUCCUCCAAGCGAGACCGUCCAGUACCCGUUGCCCGACUACUACCACCAGAUGUUGACCAGAAAUGGGCGCUGUCAGUACAAAACGCAGGGUAUUGUAAUUUAUCGCCCCAAGCAAACGCACCCCGACCGACCAUCGGGGCAGCCGAGCAGCAAGAUAUGCAUCAGCACGCAGGAUCUCGAUCUGAGCGGUAUCAAGUCGAGUGUGAGGCGGAAAAAGUUUGACGACUUUACGCGCCUAGCCCACCCGAAUGCGACGCUCGUGUACUACGAGUCGGAGGAUGAAGCGAUGCCGGUUGGCGAUUCGGACGACUCGGAUCGUUCCGACGACGAUGAAGAUGAUCCGAUACUGAACUUUAAGCCGGAGCUGUGCAUUUUGGCAUUUUUAAACGAUGACGUACAGACGAGUUAAGCUACGAAAAGUGAGAGAAAGUAGAUUUACAUAUAGAUAGUGCUGUUAAUUUUGUAAAAAAGUAUGCAAUUUUAGUUAAAUUCUGCUGUCCUUUCGAAGACUAUGCGUUACGAUCAGGGCAUAUCUUGUUAAACAGGCGUCUUAACAGCAUGUCCCUCAUCUGUAUGGGACACAGAAAAGGCUAUCCUGCACAGGGUAAUACAACUUAGUCACUAGAAGCUAAUGCAUCGAGCAAUAACAGUAAGCAAAAACAAAAACCUCUGAAAGUAGAAAUAUAGGACUGCAUGUAAUUAUCAACGAUUGCACACCAUCCUGGGCAGUGUAGUAUAAACCAUUAUCAUCAUCCGGCGUCAAAAGUAUGGCGCUGCUGGUGCUACAGAAAGAACAUAGAAUAUGCUCCAUAGAAGUGCAACAAGCCAAUCUUCAAAUGCACCUAAAACCUUUUCAAGUAAGAAACUGAAAGCAGAAGUUAAAAGGUAACUUAAUUUUGCUUGAUUUAUAACGAGACCCUGUUCCUCAUUUGUGAAUUACGCUUCUUUCUGUGCAACACGACGCUACACAAUUAUCAGCACCUGGAGAGCGUUUUUUUUUCUUCUUCCUACAAUAGUUUGGAAUGUUUUACCCCACAUUUUGCCACUUAAAUCAUUUUAAAAGCACUAGAUUAAGACAUUCUACCACACAAUCACUGGCGGCGUGUUGUCGGUGCGUUCGUUUGCGCUCAAACAGCCCGUUGUUGGUGCGUGCAUGUUUGCGCAAGAGAGUGGUGGUUAAAUCGGUGGAACAACAUGGAAUGAUUUCGAUCCACCCCCAGGACAGGGAAAGGGGAAAUGAGGUUUUUGGGUGUUGGCAAACCACCACCAUCCCCUGGAUUAUGGUAUCGAAUCCACAGUUCAAACAUGUAAAGCGCGCCUGGAUGGAAUUUGAUUUAGAGCAUGUGUAGUACAGGAGCAGCAGCAGCAGCAGCAGCAAAGCAUGUAAUGUUUGCAAUCUGUGCUGUUGGCCGAUUGGCCCGCCCGCCGGGGGUGGAGAAUUGCUUGCCCAUGUUCAUAUCGC
Anopheles merus is the source of this 2987-nucleotide messenger RNA. RefSeq lists its product as uncharacterized. The transcript is spliced from 3 exons. The record is from RefSeq and is a predicted model, not a curated record. Lineage: Eukaryota; Metazoa; Arthropoda; Insecta; Diptera; Culicidae. Bases 99 to 1934 code for a protein of 611 amino acids.